Grammomys surdaster is the source of this 2113-nucleotide messenger RNA. RefSeq names its product chromosome unknown C8orf37 homolog (gene Cfap418). Gene Ontology annotation, cellular component: cytosol. The record is from RefSeq and is a predicted model, not a curated record. The transcript is spliced from 6 exons. The coding region runs from base 108 to 731 and encodes 207 amino acids. NCBI's taxonomy places the organism in Eukaryota, Metazoa, Chordata, Mammalia, Rodentia, Muridae.
CACGCGCGAAGGAUUGUGGGACCCGAUCGCGGGCGCGACGGUUUCUCGCGUUGCCGUGGAAACCACCCGCCAGCCAGGCUCCAGAGGGAAAGACGAGUCUGUUCAAGAUGGCGAAGGACCUGGACGAGCUUCUGGAUGAAGUCGAGACCAAGUUCUGCAGACUCGACCCCCUGAGGCUGGACCUGGGUGAGCGGCCCAAAGGCGGCGGCGGCACGCACAGCGGCGACCGGAACGGAGCCCAGGAGAAAGAGACUCUCAGAUCAACAGAAACAUUUAAAAAAGAAGAUGAUCUUGACAGUCUUAUUAAUGAAAUAUUCGAGGAGCCUAACUUUGACAAAAAGUCUUUUCAAAAAUUUAAAUCUAAAUCUUCAAGUAACACAUCUGUCAGAGCUCCCAUUCAAGGCCUCAGUAAAAGUUGCAGUCCAGUGUAUCUCAGUGGGAGCGCCGUUCCAUGUGGGAUUGGAACAAGUACUUCACAGAGAGCAUGUGACCGACUGCGUUGCGUAGCCUGUGACUUCCGGAUAGUGAGCUACAAUGACUAUAUGUGGGACAAGUCAUGUGAUUAUCUGUUCUUCAGAAACAACAUGCCAGAAUUCCACAAACUCAAAACAAAGCUGAUCGAGAAGAAAGGAGCACGGGCGUAUGCCUGCCAGUGUAGCUGGAGAACUAUUGAAGAACUCACUGACCUGCAGACAGAUCAUCAGCUUCGCUGGGUUUGUGGUAAACACUGAGAAUACAGACCGUUCACAUUCCAAUAGCCACACCGGUGAGAACAAGUUCCAUGGACCAAACUUGAGUACCAGUACAUAGCAGUAUUGUGCUCUUUGGGAAAAGGCAACAAGUUUUGUGUAACUACACACAUUUGUGAAGACCAAAUGGACUGGGAAAGACAUAUGUACUGUAAUACCUUGGCAUUUUUCCUUGUGACAUGGACAUUUUACUUAGUAGGUUAAAAUAUCUGCAUUCACCAACCUGUCUCCUUUUAGGGAUUGAAAUUGUGACAUUUCAUGCAGAUUUACAGCUUUUCCAUAGCAACUGUCGUAGUGACUGCUAAAACGUUCCUCAUGUAUCAUUGUUGUUAAAGAAUACCCACUGGCAACGCAGAGAGGUCAUUGUAUAUGAGUGUUCAUGGCUCUUUCUAUUCUGACCCAUCAUUAUCAGAGACUAUAAGUUGAACAUGACAAAAAAGCAGAUGGCCAUUGGUUAGCUGAGAGGUUGUCAAGAGUACAGGAACACUGUAACCCGGCCUUAUAUGUUUCUCAUCCUGCCUCACCAACUCAAUUCAGUAUUAUGUAUAAUAGUAAUAGUAAUAAUGUUGUUACCAGUUUUAGCAUAUUCCCUCCUUUGCUCAUUGAAAUAUCAAAAAGUUGUUUAGUUUUCUAUUAGCAAACAUCUAUUUAUAUAUAUGAGAUUUUUGAUGCAACUAAAGUAACUAAAAUCCUACAAAUAUGUCAUUGUUGAACUUUUCAAGUAUACUCCAUGACUCUAAAUGAGCAGCAGUAAGAUGAUUUUCAGACAGCCUGAGGACUCUCUAUCACGUUGGUCCGUUCUUUAUGGAAGCAUAGAAAACCAAUGGGUAGCCAUUGGGCUCCCGUGAUAUCACUGAGAUGGGCGGAACUGUAUCAUAGUAACAUGUUCCAGAAAUGCAUUGCCUCAGUUUACCUCCCAGCCCCAUAGAUAUUUCAGGGCUUUUUUAGUCUGCCAAAAGUCUAUUCUGUGUGUCUACUUCCUGUGUGUAUAUUACUUAAGUGUGUGACACAGGGCACUCUGAAAGUAUAUACAUUUCAGCACAAAUAUGGUCUGCUUGGUUUUCUGUUAACUCCAUUCUCAUCACCAAGCAAAACCUCUGAUCACUGAAAGCUUUUUCCUAGGCUAGGGGUCUAGCUUAGUGUUAGAGUGCUUGCAUUGCAUGCACAAGGCCCUACAUUUAUUCCAGUAGUACAAAAAAAAAAAAAAAAGACAGAGAGGCAAGCUUUUCCUGACCAUGACGCAGUUAUAUACUUAAAACCUUUUAAUUGAAGCAGAAGAGAUCUCAAAGUGGCUGAUGCUCACAUUUUUGAAUUAAGAUAUAUUUACAAUUUUUUUCUUUCAAUAAACCUAUUUACUCCUCAAA